AUGGCAACUCGGGGUGUAGAGGGUUGGCAGUCCCCAAACAACUUCUUCUGUGAGAAGAAACCCAAAGCAAGCUACAAAACCUACAAAGGAAAGAUACCCCCAGCGGUGCCCGAGGGGGUUAAGCACCCCAAUAGGACGGACCUGAGAACAACGAUACAGGACAACAGAACAACAACAGUACAGUGCAUCUGCGGCAAGAGCUACAAGAAUGAGAGGGGAAUCCUUCAAAGCAGGAUGAGAUGCCUGAAAGCAGAAGAGACAGACGACGACACAUCAUGCAGAAGUUACAACUUUUGGCUCUGGAAGGCUCUGAUAAUCAUCUGGAGAAGAGGGAAGAUAGGCCAGCCAUGGAGGUAUCAGGAGGAAGUGUACAUCCCAAAAGAGGAGAAGUCUGAGAAUAUCAACCAGUUUCGGGUCAUCUCCUUGCUCAUCAGGGAGGAGUUCCUUGUGGCACGAACAUGGGAACUUCUGCAGUAUUCUGGAUCCAGAGAUUCGAAAAUAUCCGGGGCAGGGAUUGUCGCCAGGACAGGGAGAAAGUGGAGAGCAGCAGAGGCAGUCGAACAAACGGAAACCCAGCUAAAGCACAAGGCCAACCUGGAGGCAGUAGCACAAGGAAGAGCUGGACUUAAGAGCCUAGCAGCAACCUGGUACGACUUGGCCAGCAGGAGGGAGAGGCAGAGUCUGGUGCAGAAGGAGGUGUUUGCUUCAGUUGAGGAGGAGAGAACCAGCAGAGCAGUGGCCAUGCGGCAGCAAGGUGCUUGGAUGAAGUGGGAGCAGACGAUGGAGUGGAAUGUCACAUGGAAGGACAUCUGGACAUGGAACCCCCUGAGAAUUAGGUUCUUGAUCCAAGGGGUCUACGACAUUCUUCCCAGCCCAUCGAACCUGUACAUAGGGGACAGAGUAGAGACACCUGCAUAUCCGCUGUGUUUCAAGCCAAGGACACUAGAGCAUAUCUUGAGCAGCUGCUCCAAGGCACUAGGUGAAGAUCGGUAUCUAUGGAGACACAAUCAGGUCUUAAAUCUAAAGCUGAGGCAAUCAGCAAGGGGAUCAAGGACAGCUGAUACCGCCAAGCCACACCCAGGGUCAUUCAGUUCAUCAAGGAAGGACAAAGGCCAGAAAGAACAGCAAAGAGCUGUACUGCUGGGUUGCUCUCCACGGCCUGAGACUGGGUGAUGUCAGUUAAGGAUUCCACCACACAUCACCCCGUCUACAUUGAGACCUGACAUAAUCUUAGUCUCUGUGGCCACAAGGCAAUUAUUCCUGCUGGAGCUAACUGUGCCCUGGGAGGAGAGGAUGAUGAAGGCUCAGGAGGGGAAGAAGGGAAAACACCAAGAGUGGAGCAGUGUCAGACAAAUGGAUGGAGAACCAGGUGCAUGCCAGUGAAAGUGGGCAGUAGGGGAUUUGCGAGCUGCACCCUGAGCAAGGCCUAUGAUACACUUAAAUAAUAUAAUAACAAUAGAAUAG
Molecule: messenger RNA, 1464 nt
Organism: Danio rerio (zebrafish)
Lineage: Eukaryota; Metazoa; Chordata; Actinopteri; Cypriniformes; Danionidae
Source: RefSeq, a predicted model, not a curated record